Exaiptasia diaphana is the source of this 2194-nucleotide messenger RNA. Its product is annotated as m-AAA protease-interacting protein 1, mitochondrial-like. Gene Ontology annotation, cellular component: mitochondrial inner membrane. Gene Ontology annotation, biological process: inner mitochondrial membrane organization; protein insertion into mitochondrial inner membrane from matrix. The coding region runs from base 11 to 700 and encodes 229 amino acids. Gene Ontology annotation, molecular function: ribosome binding. The record is from RefSeq and is a predicted model, not a curated record. NCBI's taxonomy places the organism in Eukaryota, Metazoa, Cnidaria, Anthozoa, Actiniaria, Aiptasiidae. The transcript has a single exon.
GGCGGCUUGCAUGGMACGGAUUUUGCUACGGAAAAAAAUCAUUCCAAAAUUAAGUUUUAGCAAUUAUUUUAUGAAACAUUCCACAGCAGCUGAAUUUAAAACCAUUUAUUUGUCGUCCAGUAUCAUUUCCAGUAGAUGUUAUUCUUCCCAAAGCCCAAGAAAUGGUCAAGAAAACGAAGACACGACCAAGAAAAGCAAAGAUAUAGUGAUGUUAAAAACGCAAGGUCUCUUCGGUUGGCUGUCGAAAAAAGUCCAUAUGUUCCUUCUUAAAGCUUAUUUUGACCCAGAAUUUGACGAGAACGAAUUUAUACGUGGCGCAAAGCAAGCACUUGUUGUAGCAUCGGAAAUAAUUGCCGAAAAGAGAUUUGAUGAUAUGUACAAAAUCUGCCAACCAAGGCUUAUAGAUGUUAUUAAAGACGCCUCACGGACACAAGACCUAGGCCCAGCCGUAAAGGAAGCUGACAUUAUGAUGGCUAAAAUAAAAGAAAUACAAUUAGAUUAUACAGAAGAAAAGACAAAGCAAAUUAAAAUUGAUGUGACAUUUGCGUGCCGUCCCAAASAUCUAGGACCUGUUGAGCAAGUAAUAGGAAAUGUAAAGAUCAUUUUUGUCAAGCAGCCAAGGAUCGUUGAGUAUCGCUUCCGUAAGCUCUGUGUGCCAGAUGAAGAUAGUUGGCUCAUUGACGGUGUUGGUAUUCCAUGAUAUCCUAAUAUAUAUCUGGGGAUAAGUGGGGGAAUGAAAGAGAAAAAUGUCAAGAUAACCCAUUUAUUUUUAAGAAUUGAAAAUGGGAUUUACAAAUAUUUUAAGAUUUGUUUUAAGAUUUUUACAUAAAUCAAAUCAAAAAUCUUGUYGUAGACAUGCUGUUGUAACCUGAGUAUCAGGCCUYGGAGGGGGUCUGGAGAGAGGGAAAGUGAAAGGGCAAAAUGAAGGGCUCUACCUUUUUCUCUUCUCCAUUUUUUUCUCUCAGAGAGACUGAUACUGAGGUUAAAUCUGUUGGAGUUAGAUUUGGUUUGCUAUUACAGUGCRAAUUGAAAAACCAUGGGCRCCUAGAAAUAUUUCAGGWAUGUUCAUUGUUCAUUGACCAAUCAGAAGCAAGAUUAACCGUCAUCAAGUGCAUUUUUACGUGCAAAUUGAAUCAAAACUUCAACGUUACAAUUAAUUAUUUUUUAAAUAAUUAGUUUAUCACCAAAAAACGGCCUAUAAAAGCUCACAAAUAGUACAAUUUCGUUGUUUAGAAUAAACACAAAGUUUGUCCAUUUAUGUUUUCUUCAUGUUUUCUUAUUUGUCAGCUUAAGUCAGGUUUCAAGUACACAUUCCCGAAAUAUUUCUAGGCGGUCAUGKUUUUUCGAUUCGCACUGUAAAUUAUACCAAGGAUUAUUAUAAUAGAAUGGACCAAGUUACAUACUUAUGCCAAGCACAUUUUUAAACCAUUGCUAAUUGGGAUUUGAACAACCUGGCCCACGUUGAAAGAAGUAGUUGGGUUCAAAAAGGCUACAUACAUUGUCAGCACCUGAAAAGGACCAUGGGAUAGCAAAUGAUGCUUUUUUCUAAUGUCAUGGACCUAUAACUGUGUUUCUGUGCCAAAUGAUUUCCUGCUUUGAAUAAGAAUGACCUGUGAGUAAAGCAAAUACGGUCGCAUAUAUUAGGCAAAUAUGAAUUGAAUGUUGAGUACCUACAGUUUAGUUUAGUUUAARUUUAGUUUAAUGAGGUUUGUCACUAAAUACAACAUACUAAACAAACAAAAAUGCGACAGGAGGAGAAAGUGGUGAAAAAUAUAAUAUAAUAAACUAAAUAAAAUACGAGAAUUAUGGUGGUCGGUAUAGAUCUAGUUUGGCCUUGUACAAUCCCUUUCUUUAGUUGAUAUCAACCUUCUUGUGACCUGACAAUGUUUUUUUCAAUUAGGUUAAUACUAAACAUGGUUUACAUUGCUAUGUGACCAACUUACCUAGACAAAAGUUGGAGCUUAAAUUUGAAAAUAUUUGGCACAAGUAACACAAGUACAAAUAAGCCUAAUAUUUUAUUGACUGGCAAACUAAGUCAAUAUAUAAGUAUAUUGACAUAUGGAUAAUUAUUGUAAUUAUUAUUAUUCUUGAAAGUAAUUCUUAAUGGCAUGCGAAGAGAAUCACUUAAUUGCUUGUAAACUUGGUAGCAGUGUUUUACAAAUAUUUUUCAACAAAUUAAAAUUGAAUGAUGAAA